Messenger RNA from Loxodonta africana (African savanna elephant), 1988 nucleotides. It is a transcript of the gene CDC20, whose product is annotated as cell division cycle 20. The coding region runs from base 233 to 1915 and encodes 560 amino acids. Gene Ontology annotation, molecular function: anaphase-promoting complex binding; protein binding; ubiquitin ligase activator activity. The transcript has 8 exons. Gene Ontology annotation, biological process: positive regulation of ubiquitin protein ligase activity; positive regulation of anaphase-promoting complex-dependent catabolic process; anaphase-promoting complex-dependent catabolic process. The record is from RefSeq and is a predicted model, not a curated record. Lineage: Eukaryota; Metazoa; Chordata; Mammalia; Proboscidea; Elephantidae. Gene Ontology annotation, cellular component: anaphase-promoting complex.
UGGGCCGAGCCGAGGUGGGCUGCGGCCAGGGGGUGCUAGGCCGGGAGGGGCUGCAGCCGGCUGUGGCUGGCUGGGAGUGAAGGAGCUCCGCGCCGUUCCCUGAGCACGGUCGGCUCUCUUUCUCCAGGACUUGGCGGGUACCAAGGACCCCCCCUUCCAGAGACUCCCAUGGCGCAUUUUGUGUUCGAGAGUGACCUGCACUCGCUGCUCCAGCUGGACGCACCCAUCCCCAAUGCACCCCCCGCACGCUGGCAGCGCAAAGCUAAGGAAGCAGCGGGGCCGGCCCCCUCACCCAUGCGAGCGGCCAACCGGUCCCACAGCGCCGGCAGGACCCCAGGCCGAACUCCUGGUGAGUGGGGUGCGGCAGGACACGGGGGCCGGGGGGGAAUGGCAGAGAGCAGCCUUCGUUCUUCCAACCCCAGGAGCCUGGUCAGAGGUCUGCCUCUCUAUUCCUGCUCCAGGCAAAUCCAGCUCCAAAGCUCAGACCACUCCCAGCAAAGCUGGCGGUGAUCGUUAUAUCCCCCAUCGCAGUGCUUCCCAGAUGGAGGUUGCUAGCUUCCUCCUGAGUAAGGAGAACCAGCCUGAAAACAGCCAGACACCCACCAAGAAGGAACAUCAGAAAGCCUGGGCCUUGAACUUGAACGGUUUUGAUGUGGAGGAAGCCAAGAUCCUUCGGCUCAGUGGAAAACCCCAGAAUGCUCCAGAAGGUUACCAGAAUCGACUGAAGGUACUCUAUAGCCAAAAGACCACGCCUGGCUCUAGCCAAAAGACCUGCCGUUACAUUCCUUCCCUGCCAGAUCGUAUUCUGGAUGCCCCUGAAAUCCGGAAUGACUACUACCUGAACCUUGUGGACUGGAGCUCUGGGAAUGUACUGGCUGUGGCGCUGGACAAUAGUGUAUACUUGUGGAGUGCUAGCUCUGGUGACAUCUUGCAGCUGCUGCAAAUGGAGCAGCCUGGUGAAUAUGUAUCCUCUGUGGCCUGGAUCAAAGAGGGCAACUACCUGGCUGUGGGCACCAGCAGUGCUGAGGUGCAGCUAUGGGAUGUGCAACAGCAGAAACGGCUUCGAAACAUGACCAGUCACUCUGCCAGAGUAGGCUCCCUCUGUUGGAACAGCUACAUCCUGUCCAGGUCAGUGGUGAACCCAGACCUCUAUGAUUCUUGCCCACUCUCCCCGACUGAGCACCCCUGGACUGAAGCAGCUCAGGCCUGCUUAUGUUUGGCUCUGCUGAAGAACCUCCGUGAUUUCCUUUUUCCCUUCCCCAGUGGCUCGCGCUCUGGCCAUAUCCACCACCAUGAUGUCCGGGUAGCAGAACACCAUGUAGCCACACUGAGUGGCCACAGCCAGGAAGUCUGUGGACUGCGCUGGGCCCCAGAUGGACGACACUUGGCCAGUGGUGGCAAUGAUAACUUGGUCAAUGUGUGGCCUAGUGCUCCUGGAGAGGGUGGCUGGGUUCCCUUACAGACAUUCACCCAGCAUCAAGGGGCCGUCAAGGCUGUAGCUUGGUGUCCCUGGCAGUCCAGUGUCCUGGCAACGGGAGGGGGCACGAGUGACCGACACAUUCGCAUCUGGAACGUCUGCUCUGGGGCCUGUCUGAGUGCUGUGGAUGCCCAUUCUCAGGUGUGCUCCAUCCUCUGGUCUCCCCACUACAAGGAGCUCAUCUCAGGCCAUGGCUUUGCCCAGAACCAACUGGUUAUUUGGAAGUACCCAACCAUGGCUAAGGUGGCUGAGCUCAAAGGCCACACAGCCCGAGUCCUGAGUCUGACCAUGAGCCCAGAUGGGGCCACUGUGGCAUCAGCAGCAGCAGAUGAGACCCUGCGGCUAUGGCGCUGCUUUGAGUUGGACCCUGCACGGCGGCGGGAGCGGGAGAAGGCCAGUGCAGCCAAAAGCAGCCUCAUCCACCAAGGCAUUCGUUGAGGACCAACCCAUCACCUCAGUGUUUUGUUUUUUUUAUUUUUCUAAUAAAGUCAUGUCUCCCUUUCUCUCAUGA